This is a messenger RNA of Clarias gariepinus (North African catfish), 952 nucleotides long. It is a transcript of the gene timm8b, whose product is annotated as translocase of inner mitochondrial membrane 8 homolog B (yeast). NCBI's taxonomy places the organism in Eukaryota, Metazoa, Chordata, Actinopteri, Siluriformes, Clariidae. The record is from RefSeq and is a predicted model, not a curated record. The transcript is spliced from 2 exons. Bases 105 to 389 code for a protein of 94 amino acids.
GUCCUUCCGGGUUGCAUGCGGUUCUCUCCGUGCUUUACGCUUUGAGGUGAUUGUUGUUAAGCGUCUCGCACUGUAUUGUAAAAUAUCGCAUAUAGAGUGAGAGAAUGGCAGACUUUAGUAGUUUCGAUAUGCCGUCGGCCGGUUCGUCGGAAAAAGCGGAAGCGGCGGAACUUCAGCGUCUGAUUGCUGUGGAGCAACAGAAAGCACAGUUUCAGGCUCAGGUACACAACUUCACAGAUGUGUGUUGGGACAAAUGUAUAGACAAGCCAAGCUCAAAACUGGACUCACGUACCGAGACGUGCCUCGUGAGCUGUGUGGAGCGCUUCAUCGACACCACUCUCGCCAUCACCAACCGCUUCACACAGAUGGUGCAGAAGGGCACACAAUGAGCAUGCUGUCAUACUGCGACCUCUCAAGGACGAGUGGCCUAUGAUCCUCUCAGCAGCUGAAUUUACUACCACAAUCCCAGACUGAAUCCCAAAUGACUCUUUACUCCCUACUGACAUGCAGCUAAUUUACCCGGGGACAAGUCCAGAAAUCCAGAGCCUGCUGAAAAAACUUACCCUAACGCAUUCCUUCAAUAAAAUUCCUUAAAACAAUAAAAUUUAAGUCCCAAGGAAAUAUAUACACUUUUAUCCUCAUUGAUAUGCAAGAGUCUUUAAAUAUUUACACGUCUUGAUGCCAUCCAGAAUAGAUUUCCAGCAAUUUGCCUGCUAGUACACAAACUAGUAUGUGUCACAGCUCUCAAGCCUCAGAGGUUAUAACACAUUUCAUACAUUCAUAUAUAUCUAUAAGAGAAUACCUAAGAACUAUUCACAGUGGACUGUUUAUGAUUAUAGUAAUACUAUCUUUAACUUAAUGAUCAUCUUAUUACAUCAUUAUUUACAAGCUGCUAUUGUUUUUUUCUUUGCAGCACCUUGGACUUUUGUUUAAAAUAAUUAUCCAGUUGUAG